AUGUUUGCUACUACAAAAUCAGUAACGGAGGCGGCUCCUAUAGGUGAUAAGCCGAGAGGCCUGCAGACUCUGGCGCGGUUUCAGGACACGGACGCUAGGAGCGGCAGCGUCGGUGGCGGCGGCGCGCCGCUGACUGGCGCCAGCGUGCUGGUGCUGCGCUUCGCGGGCCUGUGGUCCCCACGCGGCCGCGCCGGCCGCCGGCUGUUCGCGCUGUACACGGCGCUGGUGCUGGCGUGCAGCGCGGCCGGCGUGGGCACCUGCGCGCUCAGCCUGCGCUCCUACUGGGGCGACGCGCAGCAGGUGUCGCCCAGCCUCGGCAACGCCAUCCUGCUGCUGGCCGGCAUCGCCAAGGCCGCCGUCUUCCUCUCCAGGCAGCGCGAGUUCCGCCGCCUGCUGCGCAUGCUGGAGCAGCUCGUCUCCAGCCAGGCCGAGUUCGCCAGACAGAUGGGCGAGGCGUACGAGCGGCGCCGCCGCCUGGCCCCGCGGCUGACGCUGCUGCUGGUGGGCUACGUGACGACCAUCUUCUUCCUGUGGGCGGCUCUCCCGCUCAUCCUGCGAGGCGUUUCCGCCCAGCGGCUACUGCCCUUCAGCCAGAUCCGCGGGAUCGACGCCGGCCCUCUGCCGCUCUACGAGCUCGCCUACGGCGUCGAGUUCGCGUCCACCUUCUACUGGAUCUACAUCAGCGUCGGCCUCGACUGCUUCUUCGCCAGCAUCAUGACGCACGUCACGGCCCAGUUCCGACUGCUCAACUGGCGUCUGUCUAGGCUGGGGUGGGACCACCAGAGCGACGGCCGUCCCGAAAUCACCGACGGGCCCGUAGCCUCGUGCGAAGCGCACCAGCCGCAAAAGACGGCCGCUACAGACCAUGUCGGGUACACGACACUUGUAAACUGUAUCCGCACUCAUCAACAGAUUUUAAAGUAA
Molecule: messenger RNA, 924 nt
Organism: Schistocerca americana (American grasshopper)
Lineage: Eukaryota; Metazoa; Arthropoda; Insecta; Orthoptera; Acrididae
Exons: 3
Coding region: 1-924 (307 amino acids)
Biological process (GO): detection of chemical stimulus involved in sensory perception of smell; sensory perception of smell
Cellular component (GO): plasma membrane
Molecular function (GO): odorant binding; olfactory receptor activity
Source: RefSeq, a predicted model, not a curated record